Effrenium voratum is the source of this 3483-nucleotide messenger RNA. Lineage: Eukaryota; Dinophyceae; Suessiales; Symbiodiniaceae. The record is from the annotation of a GenBank genome assembly.
GAGGUUUCCGUAGCUUUUCCCAAUGGCCUGACCCUUGUCAUCUAGGCCGUUGUUGGCCUAGCUGAUGGAGCCAUGCUCGGGGGCUUUGGCGGGAAGAAGAAGGAGGAGAAGGAGGAGGAUGGUGACAAAGGUGAGGAGGAGGAGAACGGAGAUGAGAAACCCGAAGGCGAAGACGGUGAAGGAGGGGAUGACGAGGGCGAGGAGGAAGUCCAACAGGUGGCAAAGACUCGGAAGAUCAACCGGGAGCAGUUCUUCAAGGAGGUAAGGGACCGCUCUGAGCCGCCCUCAAGGGGCGACACGGAGAAGGAGCGUGACCACUGGUCUCGCCCAAGGCGAUGGCAGGUACGGCUCUGGCAGGUGCGGAUCGAGAACAUGACGGAUGAGGCCAUCCUGGUCUUUGCGAACUUCAUCUUUGGCGGCACGAAGGAGGAAUUCCUGGUGCGCGCCGGAGGCAAGGAGCCCUCCAUCUGGGUCGCAGGUGAUGAGGGCGUGGUCUUGCGGACUCCAGUGGUGCACGACGUUCCAGGUGACGGUGAGGACACCGAGUGCGACUUUGAUGUCUCCUUCGAAUGGCACGGGAGCUACUUGGACCUGGAGAGGCAGACCCUCCGCGUGGAGAUCUGGAAUUGGGCGCGGUGGCGGAUCAACAAGUUUGACUGCUUUGCAGAGGAGCCAUUGCUGACCUUUGCCAAGGGCCCUAUUCAGAAUGAGAUGGAGUGCAACAAGGUGGACAAGUUCGGCAAGAAGCAGUGCCGCGUUCAGGUUGCCUUCAAGAUGUUCUUCCAGGAGAUCUAUGACUUCGAGCUCACGAUGCCAGUGUGGCGCGCCAGCGCCGUGCCCAGCUGCAAACGAGUGCUGGAGCGGCUCAGGGAUGGCAUUGACGAGGAAGAAGACGAGGAGCAGACGAUGGCCGGCGGGAGGGGCACCAUGGCGCGCAGCACGCGGGCGGCCACGCAAAUGCAGCGGGCAAUGUCGGUGACCUCUGACGACCUCACCCAGCAAUCGAUCUGCAUCCAGACGCCCUCGCUGCUGUCCCAGGGCACGCGGAGCUGCUACCUGCGGGCGAAGAAGUCCGGCAACUGCGGGGGCAGCUUGAUGUGGGACCGCUGGGACAGAAAGCGGUUCCGAGGCUACUUCCGGGGCACGUGCUCAGACCUGAGCAAUGCUUCACUGGAGGUGCGCCUGGACAGCUACGAGCGAGCCCGGGACCUCAAGGAGCUCCUGGGGGGCAGCAAGCCAGGCGGCUCACGCUAUCACAUGCCCCUGGCAAACGCGGAGCUUCCCUUGCGGGGAGUGCUGGAGCAUGGGGAGGUGAAGGCCAGCCUGCGACCCGCCCCGUGGUUCUUCAGCUUGGCGGACGGCGGGCGGGCGCAUCGGCAGCGGUGUGGACUGCUGCAGGGGCACGUGGCUGUGGAGAACCGGCCUCGCUACCAACAGACGGACGAUGUCUCGGAUGAGCUGGACCUCCGGAAGAGAUACCUCUUCGUGAAGGUCAUCAAAGUGGACCGAGUGGUGACACCCGACACCCGUCCCACGGACGAGAUCGACACCUUUGUCGAGGUCACCUUCGAUGGUGUGGCGAAGCGGACUCGCAUUUGCCAGGACGACGUGUCGCCCAGCUUUAACGAUGACCUGGUCUUUGAGCUGGCCCUCGCCAAGACCAGCAGCAGCAACGAGAUGCAGGAGGACACCGAGGCCACCUGGGAGGAGCUGGAGCGCAAAGGUCCCGUGUUCAUCGAUCUUUGGACCGUAGGCUCCAAGAGCAACGAGCACCUGGGAUCCGUGGAGGCCUUCCUGCAGGACGUUCUUGUGGAUGAGGCGGGCCAGCCGCAGAAGGAAGUCUCCCGCUCGGCGCGGGAUGCGCGCCUCAAGAAGCAGGAGACCUUUAGCGUGCGAGCCUUCCGAGGUCAGAAAAGGCUGAAGUUCACCUGGGGUCCGGGCCAGGAGUCCAACAUCUUUUACGAGAUGUGGUUCCUGCCGGACCUCAGCCCCCUGGCGGUGCUGCGGCCGCUUCGUGCCGAGGUGCCCAUGCCCAAGGUCUUGGCGGACUGCUAUGAGGAGAAGACCGAAGAGUGGGAUGCCUUGGCGGACGAGCUGAACGGAGUGAAGGAGGACAUGGAGAGGAUCCAGAAGGAGAAGCUGCGAAGCACGGGCCGGCAGUUCCCGUCCCAGGCGAAGAGCAUUUGGCCGGUGGAGACUACUCAGGAGUACUGGCUGCCGCGCUUCCUGGACGUUCUGCGGCCCCCGCACGGCGUGGACUCUGCCACCGCGGUGUGCCACUACGUGGGCUGCUUCCCCUAUAUGGAGAGCAAGGCAGAGGACACAGUGAGCGCGCCCAACUUCUUCUGCGCGCUCCGCAAGGGAAAGAUUCUGGAGCACUGCCUGCUGCACUGCAGCCUUCUACUGGGCCUCUCCUGCAAGGCCUAUGUGUGUGGUGGCCGGACCCUGAAGGGCGAACCCCACUUCUGGGUGGCCGUCUUUGAGGAGGACGGCACGGUGCGGUUCUGGGAGCCCUUCCUGGGCACUGGCUCCAUGGCGCUGCGGCGGCGCUUCGCGUUUCCCCAGUUCCUGAUCCCGGGCAAGCACGCCCCCAGAAGCCUCCGGGACAUGGAGCUCCUUCGGGAGCGCCGGCGGCGCAGGCGGAUGCUCCGCAGCAAAGGGCAGCUGCUGCUGCCGGCCGGGCGCAGCGCGCCCAAGUCGGAGGCGCCCAAGGCGAAGGCGAAGGUGAAGAAGUCGAUGUUCAGGCCAGCUGAGCAAGAAGAUCCUCACGAGGGCCACGAGCACGACAUGGUCUACGUGGACAUUUUGGACCUAGGCCUGCGGGAGCGGCCAACGGAGGAUCGAGGGGAGACCGGGCGCCGCUGCGCCACUUGCAACGCGCUGCCCGGGGGCCAGUACUUCUCUCGGGGCUUCAACUGCGAGGUCUGUGAAAAGGCGGGUGGCAGCUUCAUGCUGUGCUUCUCCUGCGCGGACCCGCUCUUCAAGGACGAUGACCAGCUGCAGGCAGCGGACAAUGAGAUCCGGGAGCCCUUUGACUUGGUCAAGGAACGGUUCGACUUCGACGCGUACAAUGAGCUGCGCGGGCCAGAUGACUCCAACUUCGUUCUGCCCUACAAGUCCGUGGAGGUGAUUUUCAACAAUGCAAACAUCUGGAUGAAUUUGCAAGACGAGGACCCCCGCUUCAUCUUCUGGGAUUUGGCCAGCAAGGACUACUGGCAACCCUUUGUGCCCAAGGUGGCCGGCCUGCGGCCCUGCUUCAGCUCCUGCCGCUUUCCCAUGGCCGGCCGGGACGAGGGCUGGUGCCAGCAGCAGCGCCGCGAGCUGCUGCAGGAGAUGCGCAAGGAGAUCCAAGCGCGGCGCUCUCACAAGAACCUCGGCACACGCUGGGCUGGCGCCUCAGCGGCGCCGCUGACUUCCUUGCGAACUUUAGGCCGGAGCCAGCUGCUCCGGAUAGCCUCAUCUCAGGCCAUCGGUGUGUUGUGA